This is a messenger RNA of Nothoprocta perdicaria, 2414 nucleotides long. RefSeq names its product T cell activation inhibitor, mitochondrial (gene TCAIM). NCBI's taxonomy places the organism in Eukaryota, Metazoa, Chordata, Aves, Tinamiformes, Tinamidae. The record is from RefSeq and is a predicted model, not a curated record. The transcript is spliced from 10 exons. Gene Ontology annotation, cellular component: mitochondrion. Bases 301 to 1770 code for a protein of 489 amino acids.
AAAGUUUUUUCUCUAAAAUGAAACAUCUCUAAAUGUUCAUUUUCAAGCCAUAGUAUAGUAGGAACUUAAUAUUUGCAAGAUAAGCUGUAGAGAAAACUAAAAAUUUUCUAACCUGAAUCAGGAUUUUUGUAUAAUUCCUCUUUUUUAUUAGUGUGAGUAAAGCUAUCACUUAAGAUUUAGAGAACAGACAUAAGUAAAAGGGAAAAAAUACUUGUGGCCAUUACUGAAGUUUUUCUGUUUGUUUAUUUUUAAGUGAAUCUAGCGGAUGGCUGAAGUUGGCUUGAGUGUUGAGUUGCUGAAAUGUUUUGCUGUUCGAGAGCCGUGAAAAGGUUAUACCUGGAGAAAAUUUUGUCACAGCACAUUCUUCAGUCAAGAUCUUUGUCAGGAGCUGAUGCCAUCAAUGCUCUUAGACCUUUCUAUUUUGCUGUGCAUCCAGAUUUCUUUGGCCAGCAUCCCAAAGAGAGGGAGGUAAAUGAAAAUUCUCUGAAGAGGUUAAAUGGCUAUUUGGAGAAUCUGCAGAAACCAGGAUUUCGCUCUUUUAAGCCAACUCGUCUUACUUUUUACGUAAGAGAAAGUGAACCAAACUCCUGUAAUGCUCAGGAAUCCUUCAGUGCUUCAGGUUUUCGAGCAGUCACUUUUACAUUACGUACCAGGGACCUCCUGAGCACAGUAUUAGAUAUUCUCAAUUCCUGCAGUUUAUCAACGGAGCAUGUUCGGAGUUUGAAUGUGAACUCUCAGCCCCACAAGGAAGCAAAAGCUGUGCAGAACAGACCUAUCAAAUGGGAUAAGACUUAUUAUUCAUUUACUGGAUUCAAAGAUCCUGAGGAAGAACUAGAACAAGCCCAGAGAGUAGAAACAACUUUAAUAUCCUGGUUAGAUGAUAAUGAAGCAAAUGCAGAAAAAAAGCUGAAGAAGAGUUUACCACUUAGAGAAGAAUUAGAACGCUUGAAAUUUGAACUUUCUCAUCAACUCCAGCUGUCUGAUAUCAGGUGGCAGAGAAGCUGGGGUAUCGCUCAUCGCUGUAGCCAGCUACACAGUCUAGGUCGUCUAGUCCAACAAAGACCUGAAGUAUUAGGAAAUGUGAAAGGACACACGUUGAUAUUUACAGACCGUUCAGGAAUGAGUCCUGCAGGCCACGUAAUGCUGGGGACCAUGGAUGUUCAUCAUCAGUGGACCAAAAUCUUUGAGAGAUUGCCAAAUUAUUAUAAACUUCAGAAGAGGAUGCUGUUCUUGGAGGAUCGGAUAAGCCUCCUUCUGGGAGGCAUACGAGUGAUCUACAUUGAAGAGCUGCAACCCCUGUUGACGCUGGAAGAGUACUAUGACAAUUUGGACUCCUUCUAUAAUAAAUUACUUGACAGCAGGCUACCUUUUCAUCCUCGCAGUCUGCGAGGCUUGCAAAUGAUCCUAGAAAGUGAUAGAUACGCACCAAGCUUGCAUGAAUUAGGGCACUUCAUGAUUCCAACAACUUGUGAUCCAGCCACUCUCCAAUGGUUUAUUAUUGCCAAAGCACAAGAGGCAAGAGAGAAUCUGAAAAGAAAGGAAGAGAUGAUGCUUACAGAGAAGGAGCUAAUCACUACUUCCACUGAGAAGUUUUCCUUGGACCGCCUGUAUAAGGAACCCAGCAUUUCCAGUGCACAGAUGAUAGAGUGUUGUAAGCGACUGCUGCAAGAGUCGUUGCCUUACCUGCAAGGCAUGCACCUUUGCAUCUCCCACUUCUACUCUGUGCUGCAGGACGGAGACCUCUGCAUACCUUGGAACUGGAAAAGCUGAGAACUUAUCUGAUAAUCAGAUGAAUUAUUUUCUGUAAGAGCCUAUAAAUACAAAUGUUUUUAAGAGUAAAUUAUUAAAAUCUGUAUUUUGAUAUCAGUAUUAAACUCAAGUAUUUAAUUUGGACUGCUGCUCAAACAGGAUUGGAGUCCUAGACAACUUGCAGGAUAUGCAAUAUUUCCAGUUCUGGGAAAUACAUGUGUAUGUUUUCUGUAAUCCUGUAGUGUUUGGAGUAUAGGGUAGCAGUUAUGGAAUUGCAUUUUUGUAGUGAAUUAUGAAAAGUUAUGACACUACAAGUCUGCAAAAAUGUACAUGUGAAUUUUUAAUAUAUAUAAGUAUUACCAGAUAGUUUUUUCUUAAAUAUAGGGAAGAAUGUUUCAUUCCAGCCAGACACUACAUAUCUUAGGGGACUAAUCGAAUGCAGAAGUACAUAAUACUGCUGGUGGCAAUUUUGGUGUUUACUAUUGCUACUUCCUACGGAAUAAAAAGAAAAUCUACAUCAUAAUAUUUUUAUUUUGCAGAAAAAAAAAAGGAGUACCUUGAACUUGGUUUCAGUAGUUUCGCACACCGAUCCAACAUUGUUGCCUUAGAAUUUCCACAUAUGUGGGCUGUGUUGUCUGCAGUUACUUAAAAGAAAUGUCCGCCUG